This is a messenger RNA of Symbiodinium pilosum, 1182 nucleotides long. Lineage: Eukaryota; Dinophyceae; Suessiales; Symbiodiniaceae. The record is from the annotation of a GenBank genome assembly.
AUGGCGUGCAGGUCUCGUGGCGGAGCGGAUUGGGUCCACGGCCAGCAUGUCACGACUUGGAAGUAUCUGCGCCGAUACAAUAUGCAAACAGACGGCACAGCCAACGGCUGGGACUCCAAUGUUCCAGGUGGUCCAGAGUGCUGGGUCUAUGUUGAUGGCCUGCUUCGUGGGCCAGAGAGGGUACAUAGCGAACCUAACCGACUCUUCUUUGAGAAAUUUGACCAGCUGGUGCAGGAAUGGAUUGAAGCAAAACGGGAAGAUGCCAGCAUGCAGAAGCUGGCCGAGCGCGCUUUCGACCAGCCGCCAACCGAUGAUGAGCGCAGACUCAUGGAAGGAAUGAUGGCCGAAUGGCACGCGGCAGACCUUGCAGAUGUAGGUGUUUAUGAAGAUGACCUGUACAGCGAUCGAAUCAAGGCCUUAGCCCAGACGAGGCCCAGCAUUCUGACCGAUGACGGCGAUGAGGGACACUGGAAAAUUGUGGGUGGUCAUCAAGGCUUGGCGGAGAAGAUGGCAAAGACUUUAGAUCUCAGCUUGUCGACAGUUGUGGAGCAUGUGCGAUGGACCGGAGAUAAGGUGAAUGUCAAGUGCAGGGGUGGUGUUUCCUGGGCAGCUCGCUCACUGGUCAUGACCGUUCCCCUGGCCUGCAUUCCGGACAUUUCCUUUGAACCUCCGCUGCCAGAGGAGAAGAAACAGGCAGUGGACUGCCUAGGUCGAGGUGUGACCACCACCGUGUACCUUCACUUCAAGGAAAGCUUCUGGCCCGAGCGCCUGGCGUUCCUCUUCCAUUCCAUGUCAUCUCAGGUGUUCUGGCCUGGACGGAACAAGCGUGUCCUCACAGCUUACUUCGGAGGGCGGACAGCCAAUGAACACCUGCUGAAAAUGAGUGAUGCUGAGAUGACGGCUGAGAUACUGCGCCAGCUCACAGUGAUCUUCCAGAGGCCUGUGCAGGAUCUUUUCCUGAAGAGCGAGGUCCACCGAUGGGAUACAGACCCCUUUGCGAAGAUGGCCUACUCUUACUGCCCUGUUGGCACGGCUCAUCUACGGAGCAACUUGGGUGCUCCAUGUGGGAACUUGUUCUGGGCUGGAGAAGCGAGCCAUCCUACCAAAGGCAGCUUCGCCCACGGCGCGCUGGAGGAGGGCGAACGUGCUGCAGAUGAAGUGCUUGCCUUUCUCGGACGUUAA